Molecule: messenger RNA, 618 nt
Organism: Mercurialis annua (annual mercury)
Lineage: Eukaryota; Viridiplantae; Streptophyta; Magnoliopsida; Malpighiales; Euphorbiaceae
Exons: 3
Coding region: 58-384 (108 amino acids)
Source: RefSeq, a predicted model, not a curated record
CUCCAUUAUUUAUUCAACUUAUUAGCCACACUAUGCUCAAUUUCUGAAUUAUUGAGAAUGGCAUCUUGGGUUCAAAGGGAGUUUUCUAAACUCAAAUUCUUCAAACAUUCUACUAAAAAGUUGCUGCUUCCUUCUACAUUCAAUCUCCAAAACUGCCCUCAUGAUUCCUCAACUUUGUCUCAGGUAAAAGAGGAAGUUUUAGCAGCUGAUUUAAGAUGUACAACAUGCCAAAAUAGGCUGGCUCAUGCAAUUUCCACCAUAGGUACUGAUGUAGAGUCAGUGGUGGUGCAUGUUGUAGAAAAAAAAGUGACCGUUACUCGUAAAUCUGGGAUUAAUUCUUCAACCAAAGUUACAGCAGUCUACAAGAAUCUAGCCAGCUGCUAGCUAACCUUCCAAAGUUAUAUAUACUUGGUCUGAAACUGCACAUAAAAUUUCCUGUUGUAUGUUUUACCAGCGAGCGAAGAGUUAACGCAGUCUCUAAACUGAUGACUCGAUGUUAAAUAACUCAUUUUCGGUUAAUUUAAGCUAUUAAGGACAGUAUUUUUUGUUUUUAGAUAUAUUAAGAAUAGUAUUUUGUAUUUGAAGUCUAUUAAUUAGGACAAUACUGCUGAGCGCAAA